Molecule: messenger RNA, 1043 nt
Organism: Baudoinia panamericana UAMH 10762
Lineage: Eukaryota; Fungi; Ascomycota; Dothideomycetes; Mycosphaerellales; Teratosphaeriaceae
Exons: 1
Coding region: 135-956 (273 amino acids)
Molecular function (GO): oxidoreductase activity, acting on the CH-OH group of donors, NAD or NADP as acceptor
Source: RefSeq, a predicted model, not a curated record
GUUGUUUCGGCUCUAGUCAAUUGUUAAUCAAAGUGGGUCUAAUGCUGUGAGCGUUCGCAACGUCAUGUCCUUGAUAGCGGAUACAUGAACUUCGCUUCCUGUGCGUUAGUAUAGACGAUAGACUCUUGGCAUAGAUGGCGAGGUACACAAUAUAUCCUAGCCUAGAAGGCAAGAACGUUAUCAUUACAGGUGGAGCAGAGGGUAUAGGAGCCGCCGCGGUCGAGCUCUUCUGUCAACAAGGCAGCAAUGUCUUCCUGUUCGAUAUAUCCGAGGGGUCUGCGACAAAACUGAUCGAACAGAUCAAGAAGGGAGCGGAAGGCUCAACAGAUCAACAUCCUGGGAUGCCGAAAGUCACCGUGCCAACGUUCUAUCAUUGUGAUGUAACCAACCUUGACCGGCUGAAGGAACUGGCGAAGAAAGUCCUCGACGAACACGGACCAGUACACGUACUCGUCAACAACGCGGCGGCAGCUGGAGCAAAGUCCCGCGUACCCUUGGCUGGAGUCACGCCGGAGUUGUGGGACCAGGACCUGGCCACGAACCUGCGACACCACGUCUUCUUAACGCAGGCCAUCGUACCAUCCAUGCAGAAGCUCGGCUCUGGAAGUGUCAUCAACAUGGGUUCUAUCAAUUGGCGGAUACCCGCCGCUGGUCUACCGCUCUACACCAUGUGCAAGGCAGCUAUCAUGGGCUUGACCAAGUCUCUGUCGAAGGAGUUCGGCAAGGACAACAUCAGAGUCAAUAGCGUCAUGCCCGGAGCCAUCGCCACCGAGCGACAGAUCAAGGAGGUGCUGACGCCGGAGUACAGGGAGGAGGUUAUGACGAACCAGAGCCUGAAGCGAGAUCUGAAACCAGAUGAGGCAGCAAGAGUUAUCUUGUUCUUAGCGAGCGAUGAUGCCAGCGGAGUCACGGGCAGCUCUUACGUCGUUGAUGGUGGUUGGGUAUCUGAUCCUUGAAUAGGAAUGACUAAAAGCGUUCGGGACAAACGACUACACUCUACGCGUCAUUGUUACCUCGUUCAGCCGUUGUCCACUUCCACCCCG